UACUUGAACAUCCUCCUAUGGUAACGGGUAAUCAACUGAUAUCUGGAAUAAAACGAUGUUUAUUUUUUUUAUCGUCGUCAUACAUUUCCAAACUAAGGUAAUGGGAGAAACACAUGAACGCGCGCUUUCUGGCAUGUAGGUUUGUGGAAACUUCUGAGAGAUCAGCUCCCCCGAUAGCUAGAAUUUCUGCAAGUGUUCUGUAACCGUGUCGCCACUACUACAAGACGAGUCAUCCGACCGCGGGCUGUCACUGUCUGCAAAAGCCGAGCUGCCAUCCUGCUCCGUGUCUAUGGCUUCGCUGAUCUGACUUAAGUAGGCUGGAAUCCAUAGGUUACUAACCAGCUUCUGUGGGGUUUGAUGUCGUCUUCAGACUGGUCCCGCUGAAGAUGGAAACGCUAGAGUCCGAGCUCACCUGCCCAAUCUGCCUGGAGUUGUUCGAAGACCCGCUGCUCUUACCGUGUGCCCACAGCCUGUGUUUUAACUGCGCCCACCGCAUCCUGGUCUCCCACUGCUCGUCCAGCAAGCCUCUCGAGUCCAUCUCCGCCUUCCAGUGUCCCACCUGUCGCUACGUCAUCACCCUGAACCACCGCGGCCUGGAGGGCCUGAAGCGCAAUGUGACCCUGCAGAACAUCAUCCACCGUUUCCAGAAGGCCUCCGUCAGCGGCCCCAACUCCCCCAGCGAGAGCCGGCGCGCCCCGGGCCCCCCGGCGGCCCAGCGGCCCUACAGUAGCAGCGGAGUCGGAGGCUCCGGGAGCCACAGCGCCCGCUCCAGCCCGGCCCAGCUCGCCCUCGGCCCGCAGCAGGUCGCCACCGUGUCCAUGGAGCACCGGAUCAGCUGCCAGUUCUGCGAGCAGGACCCGCCGCGCGAGGCGGUCAAGACCUGCGUGACGUGCGAGGUGUCGUACUGCGACCGGUGCCUGCGCGCCACCCACCCCAAUAAGAAGCCGUUCACCAGUCACCGGUUGGUGGAGCCGGUCCGCGACGCCCACCUGAGGGGGCUCACCUGUCUGGAGCACGAGAACGAGAAGGUGAACAUGUACUGCGUGGUGGACGACCAGCUGAUCUGCGCUCUGUGCAAGCUGGUGGGACGCCACCGGGAGCACCAGGUCUCCUCUCUGAGCGAGCGCUUCGACAAACUGAAGGCAUUUCAAGUGAGUCCUGGCAGAGUUUCUGACGCGGUAAUGGAGGCCUCAAAGACAAGCGCCGCGCUAACAGCACUAACCACAAUAAUGCAAACCCUGGAGAACAACCUCACCAACCUGGUGAAGAGAAACAGUGAGCUGGAGAACCAGAUGGCCAAACUUAUCCAGAUCUGUCAGCAGGUUGAGGUGAACACGGCAAUGCACGAAGCCAAGCUGGUGGAGGAGUGCGAUGAGCUGGUGGAGAUCAUACGCCAGAGGAAACAGGUCAUCGCUGUCAAGAUCAAGGAGUCCAAGGUGAUGAAGCUGCGUAAGCUGGCCCAGCAGAUCGCCAACUGCAGGCAGUGUUUGGAGCGUUCCAGUGCCCUCAUCACCCAGGCGGAACACAGUCUGAAGGAGAAUGACCACGCCCGCUUCCUCCAGACCGCUAGGAACGUGGCCGAGAGGGUUGCCAUGGCCACCGCCUCCUCACAGGUGCUGAUACCAGACGUGAACCUCAACGAAGCCUUUGAUAACUUUGCUCUGGACUUCUCCCGAGAGAAGAAGAUUCUAGAAGGCCUGGACUACCUUACAGCUCCGAGCCCUCCCUCCAUUCGCGAUGAGCUGUGCACCGCGUCCCACGACACCAUAACCGUUCACUGGACGUCCGAGGAUGAGUUCAGCGUUACCUCCUAUGAGCUUCAAUACACCAUCUACACGGGCCAGACCAACUUCAUCAGCCUGUACAACAGCGUGGACAGCUGGAUGAUUGUCCCGAACAUCAAGCAGAACCACUACACUGUGCACGGCCUGCAGAGCGGAACGCGCUACAUCUUCUUCGUCAAGGCCAUCAACCAGGCGGGGAGCCGCAACAGCGAACCGGCCAGACUGAAGACCAACAGUCAGCCUUUCAAGCUGGACCCGAAGACGGCCCACAAGAAGCUGCGUCUGUCCAACGACUGCCUGACCAUGGAGAAGGAUGAGAGCUCCCUGAAGAAGAGCCACACCCCGGAGCGUUUCAGCAGCACCGGGUCGUACGGGGCGGCCGGGAACAUGUUCAUCGACAGCGGGUGCCACUACUGGGAGGUGUUACUCGGCGCCUCCACCUGGUACGCGGUGGGUGUGGCGUACAAGUCUGCACCGAAGAACGAGUGGAGUGGCAAGAACUCCUCCUCCUGGGUGUUCUCCCGCUGCAACAACAACUUCAUGGUGCGUCACAACGGCAAGGAGAUGCUGGUGGAGGCCAGUCACCAGCUGAGACGCCUGGGGGUCCUCCUGGACUACGACAACAACUCGCUGUCCUUCUACGACGCCAUGAACUCCCAGCACCUUCACACCUUUGAGGUCAGCUUCCUGCUCCCUGUGGCGCCCACCUUUAUGAUCUGGAACAAGUCCGUCAUGAUCCUAUCGGGGCUCCCGGUGCCGGACUUCGUGGACUGCCCCGAGGAGCAGCAGGAAGGGAUGACGACCCUGUGUCGCCAGCAGGACUCCCCCUACGUGUCCGGUAUGAAGGGCUGUCACUGAGACCUCGGACAGGGCGGAGACUGAGACUGUUGUCGCUGAGCCGAGAUGGGAUUGUGGCCGAUGUCGCCGAGUCUGAGGGCUUUGGGAGGUUUGAGUGCUGUUAGGUUGCUGGCCUUACUCCCUAGGUUUGUGUGUGCACCAAUGGGGAACUCACUUUCCCAGUUUGUGGGCCAAUGGGUUUGAAUCGUCCUCCUUUUUUAUCCUAGUCUUUACCCCCCCCCCCCCCCAACUGUCCUCUUUUCUCCUUCUGGAUAGAUUUCAGUAACAUUGCCUACUGCAUUCUGAGUGUUGACGUUUUUUUUUCUUCUUUAUGAUAUGUACAAAUCAUUACAGAAGCUUGACUUGCA
Messenger RNA from Esox lucius (northern pike), 2989 nucleotides. It is a transcript of the gene mid2, whose product is annotated as midline 2. The transcript is spliced from 13 exons. Bases 387 to 2642 code for a protein of 751 amino acids. The record is from RefSeq and is a predicted model, not a curated record. Lineage: Eukaryota; Metazoa; Chordata; Actinopteri; Esociformes; Esocidae. Gene Ontology annotation, molecular function: protein binding; zinc ion binding.